AUGCCCGUCACCGAAAGUGACAUCGCUCGCCUCCAACAACAGAUCGCCGAGCUAAGUGCCGUCGUCUCUAUGAAACAGGACAUGGCCGUUACGAACGACCAAAGCGGCAAUCCUGUUGGUGUGAAAGAUUGCCUACUGCUCCUGGAGAACAAGAUGAAGGGUAUGGAGGAUAGAGUGAAGAUCAGCGUGGCCGAUCUGCACACUCUAAUUAGUAAUAACGAGGAGCGCUUGGAUACCAUCACUGAUAAGCUCAACGACUGUGUCACUAACUUGGACAGGAAAAUUGACGCGCAGUCCAACAUGAUGCAGAGUAUGUACAAGCUCCUCGACAACAUGGCUAAUCAGUCGAACAAACAGCAAGCACCCAACCAGGAGGCGAGACCAACAACCAAGAACCCAAGAUCGCCACCGAGAAUCAUGACCACCAACUCCCAUGCUCGCAUCGAAAGAAGUGAGCCCAGCUUUGACUACAAGUCCAACUCAAGGGUCGUCGUCUUUGGCGUCGCCGAGCCGGAUGAUUCAUCGAACAUUCUCAACGGAGCUGAUACUGGUAGCAGGCCCACGGUCCGAACUCAGGUGGAAGAUGCACUGAAAGCUGCUGGA
Molecule: messenger RNA, 603 nt
Organism: Perkinsus marinus ATCC 50983
Lineage: Eukaryota; Perkinsozoa; Perkinsida; Perkinsidae
Exons: 1
Source: RefSeq, a predicted model, not a curated record